Molecule: messenger RNA, 912 nt
Organism: Leguminivora glycinivorella
Lineage: Eukaryota; Metazoa; Arthropoda; Insecta; Lepidoptera; Tortricidae
Product: calphotin-like
Exons: 2
Coding region: 16-804 (262 amino acids)
Source: RefSeq, a predicted model, not a curated record
AGAGUACCUAUAUAAAUGAGUAUCUAUAUCAGAUAUCGCUUUGUUGUUGGACAAUUAGACACAGUUGCAACAAAGAUGAAGUACCUGCUAGCAUUCGCCCUCGUCGCCGUGGCCGCGGCGCUGCCCGAGCCCGUGCAGCUGGCUCAGCCCGCGCCGCCCCAGCUUACGCCCCUGGUGAUCCAACCGGCCGCCGCUCCAGUCUUUGUAGACGCCCCUGCUGCUGUUGAAUCCGUGAAGAUCGCUGACGCCCCCAUCGAAGCUAUUCCUGCUGACUUCACGGUCAACUUUGUGGAUGUAGCCCCUGAGGUUGCUGACGCUCCCGUUGAAGCCGUCCCUGCUGACUUUGCCGUCAACUUUGUUGACGCAGCCCCAGAGGUCGCCGACACUCCCGUCGAAGCCGUCCCUGCUGGAUCCGCCGUCAACUUCGUUGACGUAGCCCCCGAGGCUCCCGCGCAAGAUUUCGUUGUCAAAUUCGUUGACACUGCUGAUGUGGCUGCUGAGAUCGCCGAAGCUCCCGUAGAGAACUUCGCUGUCAGAUUCAUUGAUAACGCUAUUGAUGAAGAGACCCCUUCUUACAUCCCCAUGGAAGUCCCUUUCCAGGUCCAAAUCGUGCCUAUGCCUGCCCUGCCUGGCUCUUUAGUCCAGCCGCUCGUUGGCUUCGUGGAAGUCGUCCGUGAGCCUAUGAACAUUGAUGUCCCCGAGCAGAGCAAUGACAACGCGGUUAAGUUUGUGGAUGUGGCCCCUGAGGCUCCCGUCAUCAAUAACAUGUUCCCUCAACGCUACCCUAACCCUAUGUGGCGUUAAGAAUGUAUUUUUAAGUUUCAGGGGUUACCAACAAUUUAGGUAAUCUUAUAGACAAAAUUUCAUCUUUUUUGUACAGAAAAUAAACAUUACAAAAAAUUAAGAUAUAUA